Trichoderma harzianum CBS 226.95 is the source of this 699-nucleotide messenger RNA. RefSeq lists its product as hypothetical. The coding region runs from base 1 to 699 and encodes 232 amino acids. The transcript has 4 exons. Gene Ontology annotation, molecular function: nucleic acid binding. The record is from RefSeq and is a predicted model, not a curated record. NCBI's taxonomy places the organism in Eukaryota, Fungi, Ascomycota, Sordariomycetes, Hypocreales, Hypocreaceae.
AUGACAUACGACUCCUUCGAGACUUCCAGUGUGGGAUUGGAUGAUAACUAUGACGAUAACGAGGCAGCCAGCGAUCCAUCGUUUCGUUCCGUUCAGCUGCUCAACAUCCCAGAGGAAGCAACAUACGCCGACAUCGCCGCCGUAGUUCGAGGCGGCAUUCUGUUCGAAAUCUCCCUCAUGCGUCGUUCUUCGACUGCAGUCAUCACUUUCGCAGAGACCAGAGAUGCCGAGGCCUACUACACCCACGUACGCAACAACUACCUAUACAUUAAAAACAGAAAAAUCGAUAUCCGCUGGUCAGAUCGCUUCCAAGUCCUCCACGACCACUUCGCCAAACGCAUCGCAAACGGCGCAACCCGCAACCUCGUCCUGCGCAACUGCAACGCCACCCACUCAGAAGCCUCCAUCCGCCACGAUCUCGACCACAUUCACGGCCUCGAAAUCGUUUCCAUCACCUUCUACGGCGGCACGUGCCGCAUCAGCACCAAUUCCGUUCCAAGCGCCAUGUACGCGCGAACCUGCAUGAUGAGCCGGCUCAAGUACAAGAGUUCCCGCCUCGAUUGGGAUGCUGACGAAUGUGCCCAGCCGUUGCGCCAAGUGCCCGUUAUGCCUCGUCUAAAGACACCGUCUCUCGCCGCCCCAGUGCGUCGAUCCGUCUCCUCGGGCAACCGCUUCCAGAUCCUCGCCGCUGAAGAAUGA